AUGGUAGCUCUCCAUCGCAAGCAAACGAAGCCGCCUGUUGUCGAACAGCUCACGAUCCUGCGAGCAGCUGGCGAGCCCGAUCACCUGGUUGAUGAUCUACUCAGCAGUGAUCACCCGUCAUCUGAUAGCUCAGACAGUGAUUCCGAAAGCUCUGACAGCGACGAUUUAGAAAGCGAUGACUCGGAUGAUAGCUCUUCAUCCAGCGAGGACGACUUUGCAUCGCUUCGUCAGACGCAUGGUAGAUGUCUCUGCGGUAUGCCGACCUGCUAUAUCAACAGAAGAAACCGCCGCUUAGGCGAUCUUGAUACCUCGGAAAGUGAUAGCGAAUCGUCCAGCGACGACGAGUCCAGCGAAGAUUCUGACGACGAGGGCAGCAAUGGGUUGAGUGACGAUGGUGAUCCGAGCAGCGAGACUGAUUCGAGCGAUGAUAGCGAUUCAAGUGACGCUUGA
Fulvia fulva is the source of this 450-nucleotide messenger RNA. RefSeq lists its product as uncharacterized. Bases 1 to 450 code for a protein of 149 amino acids. The transcript has a single exon. Lineage: Eukaryota; Fungi; Ascomycota; Dothideomycetes; Mycosphaerellales; Mycosphaerellaceae. The record is from RefSeq and is a predicted model, not a curated record.